Pseudoliparis swirei is the source of this 1494-nucleotide messenger RNA. It is a transcript of the gene scnm1, whose product is annotated as sodium channel modifier 1. NCBI's taxonomy places the organism in Eukaryota, Metazoa, Chordata, Actinopteri, Perciformes, Liparidae. Gene Ontology annotation, biological process: RNA splicing. The coding region runs from base 671 to 1450 and encodes 259 amino acids. The record is from RefSeq and is a predicted model, not a curated record. Gene Ontology annotation, cellular component: nucleus. The transcript has 8 exons.
AACACCUAGAAAAGUUGCAGGUAAAGUUGGGCUCGCGCUGGCCUGACAUAUGUUGCCAUGGCUGCCGGGUAGGUCCGUAUCCGGUCCCAUGAGCCGUCACAUGCGUUGCGUUCAAAACAGUUGUAAUUUCCGUAAUAAUUGAGGCCGUGAACCGUUAUUAAUCGAUUUUCCAUGCGGCGAUUGGAUAUGUAUCCUGUUUUUUACUUUUACUGUUUUCGGAGCUUGAGACACACAAUUUAAAUAUAUAUUGGAGUUAAACUUUCAAGGUUUAUCGAACGUGUCUCGAGCAAGCAAAUACAUAAUAUAGUAGCUUUGCUUAGUUAUUAGUCUAUCGUGGUUUGCAUGGCUCUUUAAAUUCAGAGAAACCAGAUGAAAUCGGUGAUCAGUGUCAAACUCUGAUAUCAAAACAAUUUACCAUAUUCAAAAAAAAUGGGGUGAAACGUAUUUUUCUCAUUUUCUUUUUUCGACCCGGAACGCAACACCUGCUAUCUGAUUUAGCGCAGGAAGUCCAGUAGGUGGCAGUGAUGCAACAUAAACGAAUGCCACUACCAGUAAAACCCCAAACGAAGAAGAAGAAGAAGAAGAAGAAGAAGAAGAAGAAGAAGCAACUAGACAGCUAAGCUAACAAGUUAUUGACAUCUGCUUUUUUCGGUUGUUAACCGUAACAAUCAUGUCUUUUAAAAGAGAAGGUGAUGACAAAAGUCAACUAAACAUACUCCAGAAACGUCGCGUGGCAGAUCUUCUGUCUCAUUUUAUACCGGAAGAUGAAGCGGCUCUCAUGAGAAACGGAAGAUACACGUGCGUCGUGUGCUCCUACCGACCCGUGUUCGACACGGUGGACACGCUGACGGCCCACCGGAACGGGAAGAGGCAUCUCGAAGGAUUGAAAGCAUUCUACGGCAAGAAAGCGCGACUGAAGAACGAAAGGACCAAAAGGCUCCAUGAACACUACGUCCAGGCUGAGGACACGCGGCAGGAACCGUCGUGCUCGGCUCCUCUGCUGGCCCAAACGCGGAGGCUGACGCGUCACGCGUUGUUGAAGACCGUCCCGUAUAACAGCCGCCAUGCAAAAACCAGCACGAAAUCUGAAAAGGGGCCGCUGGGCGCCGGCUCAGAAACCGGCCUCAACUCUUCCGGCAAAACGGUAUCGGAACAAGAAAAGGCGCGUCGGCAAACCGAAGGUUCAAACCGUUUGACGCAAAGCACCUCGGCAGCAGACGAAGGGUCGCGUCCAUCAGAAGACAGAACGGGAGCUAAUGGUGCAGCGGCGCAGGAGGCGGAGCCUAUAACCGCCGAGAGGAGGAGCGAGCUGGAGCACUACCUCAAACUGAAAAGUGACGGCUGGCUGAAGGACCGGAGCGGCCGGUGGGUCAGAGACCGGAACGUGGAGUUUGAUUCGGACGAAGAGGAGCCUCCUUCGCUCGCCCCUCCCCUUCCUCCAGGUCCCUGAGGAACGACGAAGAACUGAAGAAACUAAAAAAAAUAUUGGAAAAA